GACCAAAGAACUAGAAGUUGCGAUCCUACAUUCCUCGGAGAAAAGCGAUUCCCACGUGCAGCUUGCCGGUUGACCAUCAUUCUAUCGACAUUUGUGGCGUGCAUUCAGACCGAUAACCACGUGGAGCCGACAUAGGCAUAAAUCGAAGCGCAGCGACAUUGAUAAGCUCGGAGACCCUGAUCUCUAGCUUGGACGAUGGCGCCGUCGCAACGGAUCAGCAAUUUGCCGCCUGCGCUCCGUGACAUGGAAACUGGGAAAGUACGUCGUUCUGGCGCACACAAACAUAAGCAUAAACGGUCGGAUUCGCCGGUCAAAGCAGCUGCGCUUGGGACAUCGGCUUCAGAGACCCAAGACGUGUCGACCAGUUCUUUGGGAAAACUCGAUGCUGAAAAUACUGGGCUUUUAACGGUGGAAAAGUCGGUCAGCCCGCCGACAGAAAAGGUUGCGUCCGGCGUGGAGCCUAAGCAUCAUCGAAACCAUCGACGCAAAGGAGGUCGGAUCGUCAGCGGCGCAUUAUUGGAAGAAGGUGCACGAUCUCAUCGUCGUCGACAUAGAGGCGGAGACGACGGAUAUGAUGAUCCACAUGCAGCGCAGAAAAGAAGGAGAAGGUUCUGUUGUUUGAUCUUGAUUGUUCUACUCGUACUUUUACUAGUUAUUCUCGUACCAGUGGGCGUCCUCGUCAUUGGAAAACACAACAAUGAAAAUGCAGCAAAAUCAGCGCAUUCGGCAGUAAGUAAUACGACGACAACGUCACCAAGGCCAAGCAAUACGGUUCCGGUAGGCUCCAAAUAUACAGGUUCUCUGAAUGAGCUGACAGUAUAAUCCCCAGAUUUCUGCCAAAGGAAGCUUGCUUGAUCCUAGUACAUGGCUCGAUACGACCGAUUUUAACCUGACUUAUACAGAUGAAACUGUCGGUGGACUUUCGGUCAUGGGACUGAACUCGAC
Messenger RNA from Xylona heveae TC161, 945 nucleotides. RefSeq lists its product as hypothetical. NCBI's taxonomy places the organism in Eukaryota, Fungi, Ascomycota, Xylonomycetes, Xylonales, Xylonaceae. The transcript has 2 exons. Bases 196 to 822 code for a protein of 208 amino acids. The record is from RefSeq and is a predicted model, not a curated record.